AUGUCAUCGUUUACAACCGAGACACUACGUGAUUUAACAUAUGAUCUAUUGUCGUUAAUAGCUAAAAAUCCGGAAAAGUUUGAUGAAUAUACAGAGGACUAUAUUAAAAAACUACAAUCGAGAGAGGACAUAGAUGAAUUGAGAAAAUAUACAAGGGAAAUAUUCGAAAAACUACUUGUUCUUCAUCAUGUUCAAGCAAAUCCAUUACAACUAAAAGAUUUAUUUCACGAGAAUAUCAUUGCUAUCACUUUUUGGACAUACUCAUGUAUUCAUUGUUUACAAGUUCUACCAAGAUUAAAUAUGGCAUAUAAACGAUUUUCAACAGCUGGAAUUGCUAUGAUCGGUGUUCAUUCUCCAAAAUAUGAACAUGAAAAGAUGAAACUAAAUGUUCGUCAUGCUGUUGAUAGAUUACUUAUUGAAUAUCCGGUAUUGAACGAUAAUGCACUAGCAACAUGGAAAGGAAUUGACAUACAAUGUUGGCCAACUGUCUUGAUUUUGAGUCCAGAUGCUGUGCCUUUGUUAAUAUUAGAAGGAGAAAAUCAUGUUCAACAUUUGGAAACAUUUUUACAACCGUUAUUAACCCAUUAUAAGUCAAGUGUUAGAGCAACAAAUAAAAUAUCAAUAGAAGAUCUUAACACGCAAGCAACAGUUCCAGUUCCAAAGACCACACUUCGUUAUCCGACAUACAUCUGUGUAACAUCUGGUGGAGAAUUAAUUAUCUCAUUUUCUGGUAGUAAUCAAUUGCUUGCAUGUGAUAUGACGGGAAAGGUCGAUACAAUUAUCGGUACUGGACAGGCCGGUUUAGCUGAUGGUGAAUUAAGUGAAUGUGAAUUUGAUUCACCUCAUGGCUUAGCCGAAUAUAAUAAUGUUAUUUACGUUGCUGAUACGAAUAAUCAUGCUAUACGCGCGUUCGAUUUAAAUUCUCGUCGUGUGUUAACAUUAAUUGGAACGGGCAGACAAGGAAGUGAUAAAAUUGGAGGAAUGAAACGAUCACAACAACCAAUUGCUUCACCAUAUGAUGUUUGCUUAGCUGAAUCACCUUUUGACAAUAAACAUGUGUUAUUAAUUGCAAUGGCGGGUAGCCAUCAAAUUUGGGUCUAUGCAUUUGAAGAAACACAAUGGUGGAACAAUAUAGUAUUAUCGAAAAACUCAUGUUCAGCUAUUAUUGGUAGCGGUGUUGAACAAAAUAAAAAUGAUUCUCAACCAAUGGUAGCAUGUUUAGCUAAACCAACUGGAAUAUGUCGAGGUGUCAUGGAUGGAAAACAAGUGUUAUUCAUAUCUGACAUCGGAGGAGAACUUGAUCCAACAAAUUUAUCUGCAUUUGGUGAUUUAGACGGUAGCGCUAUGUCAGCUAAAUUACAACAUCCAACUGGUAUAGCAUUUCAUUAUGAGACAAAUCAUUUGUAUCUAUGUGACACGUACAAUAAUAAACUGAAAUGCGUUGAUGUGCCACAACGUCAAUGUAAAACCUAUUUUCUUCAAGAUACGGAUACGAGAAAGCAGCGUGGAGAAACAAAUUCAGCCAAAUUCAAUGAACCAACGGGGCUUGUGAUAUUUGAACAUUUCAUGUGGGUAGCUGAUACGAAUAAUUCAUGCGUUAAAAGAAUUGAUCUUCAACACGGAAAUGUUGUUAGAGUUCGAUUUGAUCUUAGUGAAACGAGUGAAGAACGAACAUUUAGUUCAAAGCAAGCAUAUUUGACCCUUGUUUUACCAGAAAAUAUAACAUUAAGAGAAAAAGACAGUGGACAACCAGCGGGAACAUGGAAUAUUGAAGAUGAAGAUGGUUUUAAAGUGUGUGAUGGUGAAUUAACUCGUAAUGCGAGUGAUACAUUUCUCCUAGAUUACAUUCCUCGAGACAAAAAUGUUGCUCAAUUAAAAUAUGAACUAAUGGUUUGUGAAGGUGAAAAAUGCACAAUGGUAUCGGGCGAUGUUAAGCCUAUUAAUCAAACAGAUAGUUCAGUUGAAUUUGAAAUUAGAAUUGAUAGUCUCGCAUAA
Molecule: messenger RNA, 1995 nt
Organism: Didymodactylos carnosus
Lineage: Eukaryota; Metazoa; Rotifera; Eurotatoria; Philodinida; Philodinidae
Source: the annotation of a GenBank genome assembly